Hypoxylon fragiforme is the source of this 1054-nucleotide messenger RNA. RefSeq lists its product as uncharacterized. The coding region runs from base 123 to 935 and encodes 270 amino acids. The record is from RefSeq and is a predicted model, not a curated record. Gene Ontology annotation, molecular function: DNA binding. Lineage: Eukaryota; Fungi; Ascomycota; Sordariomycetes; Xylariales; Hypoxylaceae. The transcript has 2 exons.
UCCACAACUCACCUCCCUCCCUCCGACCCAUCCACCUACCUCCUACUCAGUUACUCAGCAACGAUCACCCAUAUCAAGAUCCGCUGAAUCAAGAGUAUUAGUUAUGGACUAUACUCUGUUCAAUGGAUCCCCCCACGGGUGUUCUCACCUGCGCCAAAUGCGGCGAAACGAAAGAUAGGUUCGAGUUUCUAGACAUUGUCGAGAGCAGCGAUCUUGGAUUCUUGACCGAGUGCCGUUCCUGUCGCGCGCCGACAAUAAGCGUUGAGGCCCUAGCUCCGGAUCCUGCACCAGUUCCUGCAGCGGCCUCGACUAUCUUUGGGCUCGCGGGACCUUACACCGGCCGCCGCACCUGCGAGAGGUGCGGUCAAGAACACGACGGCUUCCAGUUUCUCGAUUUCCACGGCGAAGGCCGCUAUUUUCUGGAAUGCCGUCUUUGUCGCGCCAUUAGGUCCUACAGCGACGCUCCCCCGCCCGUAGUGCCGCCCGGAACCCCUGCUAUUAACGAGCAGUUGUACGGCAGCCUCCCGGGUCAGAGUUUGCUUCCCCUCGGCCCUCUGCCUGACGACCGAUUCCAGGAAAGCGGACAAACUCGUGUUGCAGAGCAGGUGCGCGACGAGAAUCUGCGUCCCAGCAGACCCGAAGAUAGCCCACUGCUCGCGGAACAGUCACACAGUGGCCCGAGACGUCGAGGCAGACCGCGUCUGUAUCGACCGCCUGGUGAGCUGCUACACCGUACCGUCCGGUCUCGAGGUAGGCCUCGGAUUUACAGACCGCCAUCCGAACCGCGGCCUCGGGGUAGACCUCGUACUUAUAGACCGCCGUCUGAACCGCGACCUCGGGGUAGACCUCGCAUACACCCGCGGCCGGACGUGGCGAGACCUUCUACUCCAAGGGAAGGAUCUAGCAAGGAGGAACCGGACAACGGUGGUAAUUAGGAGGGCGGAAGAAAGGGGCUCACACUGCUAAUGCAUGUGUAUACAACGAAUGACUCGAAUCAGAGUAGUAUUCGUUCGUGAGUGUACAUACAGUAGUAUCUAUAUGCCUACUUCAUCGG